CAACCGUCGGCCGUUGGCGCGGCUUGGGCGGUUGUCUUGGAGAAGCAACAUGGCGGCGACGGCGGCCGCGGUGGUGGCCGAGGAGGACACGGAGCUGCGGGACUUGCUGGUGCAGACGCUGGAGAACAGCGGGGUCCUGAACCGCAUCAAGGCUGAACUCCGAGCAGCUGUGUUUUUAGCGCUAGAGGAACAAGAAAAAGUAGAGAACAAAACUCCUUUAGUCAAUGAGAGCCUGAAAAAGUUUUUAAAUACGAAAGAUGGCCGGCUGGUGGCUAGUCUCGUUGCCGAGUUUCUUCAGUUUUUUAAUCUUGACUUUACCUUGGCUGUUUUUCAACCUGAAACUAGCACAUUGCAAGGUCUCGAAGGUCGAGAGAACUUAGCCCGAGAUUUAGGAAUUAUUGAAGCAGAAGGUACUGUGGGUGGACCCUUAUUGUUAGAAGUGAUCAGACGCUGCCAACAGAAAGAAAAAGGGCCGACCAGUGGGGAAGGUGCACUAGAUCUCUCUGAUGUACAUUCUCCACCAAAGUCACCAGAAGGAAAAACAAGUGCACACACUCCUCCCAGUAAGAUACCAAGGUAUAAAGGACAAGGUAAGAAGAAGACAAGCGGGCGGAAGUCUGGUGCCAAGGCCAGCAGUGAUGCUAGUGAGAGUGAUACCAGGAUCUCGUCGUCAGAACCAAGGAGCAAAAGUAGUCUUCCCUUACUGGCCCAGGAGACAAAACUUGGAUCCUUGUUAAGCAGCAGAAGUCUAGACGUCAAAGACAAAGCUGGCCCUUGUCCAGAUGAAGACGACAUGGAAGGAGAUUCUUUCUUUGAUGAUCCCAUUCCUAAACCAGAAAGAACUUAUGGUUGGAGAAGUGAGCCUGGCAAGCAGGCAGGAAGCCUCGCCGCGCUCUCGGAUGCACCCCCCUUCAAAAGUGGACUCAGCUCCCUCACUGGAGCCCCCUCACUGAAGGAUUCUGAAAGUAAAAGGGGAAACACAAUUUUGAAAGAUCUUAAAUUGGUCAGUGAUAAAAUUGGAUCACUUGGAUUAGGGACUGGAGAAGAAGAUGACUAUAUUGAUGAUUUUAAUAGUACCAGCCAUCGCUCAGAAAAAAGUGAGCUGAGUAUUGGUGAAGAGAUCGAGGAAGACCUCUCUGUGGAAAUAGAUGACGUCAAUACCAGUGAUAAACUUGAUGACCUCACACAGGACCUGACUGUGUCCCAGCUCAGCGACGUUGCGGAUUACCUGGAAGAUGUCGCGUGAGCAUGAGAGAAGGAAGUGUUCUAACCUGCGAAGGACAAAGGACUCUGAUCAGAUCCUUUUUUUUUUUCCCCAGACAAUCACUCUUUGCUGGAAUGUCUGCUCCCUAUCGGUGCCUUGUGUUUCAAGAAGAUGACAGAUAUUUUUAAAAAUUAACUUUUCAUUACACUAAACAAAGUACUUCCUAUUUGAGCCCUUGUGUGGCAGAUUUAAUAUUCUUAACUUGGUUUAGCUCCAUGUUUCUCUCUGGAAGUUGGUCACGCUCAGAUUGGCUACAAGGAGCAAGCCUAUGAAAUGCCAGUAUUCAGCACGUAGCGAGGGCAUCAGGAAAGCCGUAGGUUCACACGGCCAUGCGUGCGUGCCUGUGGGCCAGCUGCCGGGGUCAGGCGUGUCGGCACAGGUGGUUCUCCUGCAGUCAGUGUUCGAUAGUAGGUGGUUCUGCAGGUCGUUGGCAAAUGGCCUGAGAAGUCUGCAUCCUGAAGCCCAUCACUGUAAGUUCCAUUUGGUGGUUGACUUUAUGUUGCAGUUCCUUCCAUUUGGGAGGGUUGUUAGACCAUUAAGGUUAUAGUAAAAUACUUGUGUGUGUGCUGCUUAGCUUUGCUUGUUUUAAAGAUGGAAAUUCAGGGGUGGCUGUGACUUGGCAUUCACGGCAUCGUCUCUGACGGCGUUUGCAGCCGCUGCCCUGAGUCCAUGUAAGAAGCUUUAUUCACAGGUUCUCCUUGUUAGAGUCUUAAUUUAUUAUGUGUAAAGAUGCCUUGAGACAUUAAAUACCAAAAUGCAUCUGAAACCAUUAAGCAGUGUUUAAUUUCAGGUCUGUGAGUUGGUUAUAGUAAAACCCAGAUUGGACUGUAACAGUGGUCAUGGCCUAGGACCACAUCUCGCCUGACGGGCGUUAGACCCUGUGCGUCGUUUCCCUGUAACCCUUUGAGGUCGAGCCAGUGAGAGUUUCAGGCGGUCUCGUCACUCUCUGUCCGUCGUGUUGCUGUCUGUGGGGGCGUGAUGUUGAUGAUGAGGAAGUGAUGCCUGUAUGCUCACACUCACGUAAGUAAAGCUGGGAGUGUGUUAACUUUUGUACGUUUUAAUUUUGGUCAAAUUAAAGCUUUUUAUUAAAAGUCACCUUUAUUAAUAAAAGGAGUAAAUUAGACCUAAUUCAUGGAUUUCAAGAAGUGAACAGAUUUUGUGGUUUGUAUAGUGCCAGUUUUUCAUUUCAUGCUGGUCUAAAUAUUAUAAACACAUGUUCUGGACUCUGAAAUGUGAAGGGAAAUGAUAAUGUGUGGAUUAAGAUUCUGUGACAUUAGAACCUGAGCCGUGAACACCAAGGGGAAGCAGGACAGCGUGUGGCCAGGGCACCUGGGAGCCACUCUGCCGGCCCUGCCCUACCCUGCCCUCAGUCUGUGGGCCGUGACCUUGGUCUCCGUCAGGCUGUUCAUGUCUCGUGGGAGGAAAUAGCGCUGCAUGAACAUGGUGUCUGCUGCUAAUAGUCCCCCAAUGUGCUCAUUAUAAGGUGUAUUUCCUUGGGUGUCAUCUCUGUAAAAAGUCAUUUUCUAUAAAGAUUAUGGUUCUGUUCUGGCCCUCUGGAGUCUGUGUCAGGUGUGUGAUUUAUUUUUUAUGUUGUUUGAUAGGAGCUAGAUUUCUGUGAAAAAGAUUUGAAAUCAUUUCAGUGGAAUGAUUGUCAGGGUGCUGCUCUUUAAUUUUGUGGAAAACUUUUGAAUAGUAUCAGUAGCAUCUAAAAUUCGUCAUGUGCGUACCCGUAGAUCUGAUCUUUUGAUGGUAUCUGGGAGGAUGGGGAGAAAAAUGCCAAAAUGAGGCUCCCUUUGUCAUCAGCACUACAUACAUCUGAUCAAAUAGGUUUAAUAGCAUAAAAUUCAGCUCUGAAAAAGCUGUGUCCACAUGUGUUCCUUGAUUAGGUAGAAGGUUUUGAUUUUGAUUAGUGUUUUCUUUUUGUUGAGGAACACAUACUGAAAUAUCAACCCAGGAAAUAACAUUUUUACUGUAAACCCUGUAUUUUACAGUGGACUUUUUCAAAUGUUUUUUUGUUUGUCACACGUCAAUAAAAGUCUCAUUUUACUGA
Hippopotamus amphibius kiboko is the source of this 3314-nucleotide messenger RNA. It is a transcript of the gene CEP43, whose product is annotated as centrosomal protein 43. NCBI's taxonomy places the organism in Eukaryota, Metazoa, Chordata, Mammalia, Artiodactyla, Hippopotamidae. The record is from RefSeq and is a predicted model, not a curated record. Gene Ontology annotation, cellular component: centrosome. Gene Ontology annotation, molecular function: protein binding. Gene Ontology annotation, biological process: microtubule anchoring. The coding region runs from base 50 to 1246 and encodes 398 amino acids. The transcript has 13 exons.